Molecule: messenger RNA, 2106 nt
Organism: Nicotiana tabacum (common tobacco)
Lineage: Eukaryota; Viridiplantae; Streptophyta; Magnoliopsida; Solanales; Solanaceae
Source: RefSeq, a predicted model, not a curated record
AUCGCCGUCACGCUUCAAGAGAUAAGUAUCGAUUUUAUGUUCGAUUAAAAUCUGUGAUUAUGUGUUGUCUAUAUUACAUGCAAGUGAUCCUGGCUAUUUGCUUCCACUGUUUAUACCUGUUUUUCAUCAGCAUUACGGUAGGUUAUUUACAUCCUACCCCUUGGAUACGACCCUUCCUUUAAUCAUGAAUACGAGAUAUUUUUUGCACUGACUGACGCUUUUUUUUUUCUUUCUUGUAUCAUAUAUUAUUUCAACCAACAGUCAAACACAAAAAGAGGAUAUAUAGGAAAAAAAAAGAGAAACAAAAACUCCAAACCAAACAGAGAAACAGAGAAAUUCGUGCUGUCACGACAUUUAGACAAAGAAAUGCACGUUGGGGUGGUGGCUUCCCAUGGUCGGUUGGUUGGUCCUCUGUAUUUUUCAGUCUUAAACUUCAAAUAACCAACUCUCCCUUGUAAUCCAAGAGACUAAUUAGUUUCCAUUUCCUUUUUAAUACUCACACUUCUCUUUUCUCUCUUUCAUUCAUCAAAAUAAUUACAAUCUUUUCAAUCUUCUUUUUGCUCUGAUAAUAUUAUUCAAAUGAGGACUUUGUGCCCAAAUUUGGAUAGAGAAGAUGGGCUUGAAACUGUACUUGAAGUUCCUAUUCCUGAAGAAAUGUUUGUUGAUUCAUAUAAACAUAAGUCAUGGCAAAACAUGAAAUCUUGGAUCAAAUCUCAUAGUAUUAAUACUGAUCAUAAAUCAAUUCAUGCUUCGGUUUUUGGUGGUAGAAAUGCUGAGAUUCAACUCUUACUUGGUGUUGUUGCAGCUCCUUUGAUUCCUCAUCCUAUUCGUUGUGAUCACUCUGUCAAUAAAAAGAUCAAUGAUCAUCCCAUUGAGGCUUCAAUGGCAAAAUAUAUAGUGCAACAAUACAUAGCUGCGGCAGGAGGAGAACAUGCUCUGAAUUCCAUUGAUAGUAUGUACGCGAUGGGGAAGGUGAAGAUGGUGGCGUCCGAAUUUAUUGAAGGAGAUGGUCUAGGAUUGAACAAUGGUAAGGUGAUGAAAAUUAAGAGCGCGAAAAACGGGCAAGGUGAAAUGGGAGGAUUUGUAUUGUGGCAAAAAAGACCUGAUCUUUGGAGCAUAGAGUUAGUACUUUCAGGAUGUAAAAUUAGUGCUGGUAGUGAUGGUAAUGUGGCUUGGAGGCAAAGUCCAUGGCAUCAUUCUCAUGCGUCUCGUGGUCCUGCUCGGCCUCUUCGUCGUUCCUUACAGGGUCUUGAUCCAAAGUCUACUGCUGAUUUAUUCUUUAAUUCUAUUUGUGUUGGAGAAAAAGCUGUGAAUACUGAAGACUGCUUUAUAUUAAAGCUUGAAGUAGAUCCCUCAACACUAAAGGCAAGAAGCAGCAGCAAUGUAGAAAUUAUAAGACAUACUAUUUGGGGCUAUUUUAGCCAAAGAACGGGCCUUUUAAUCCAACUUGAAGAUAUUCAUCUUCUUAAACUAAAAUCCCCUAAAAAUGAUGUCUUUUGGGAAACAACAAUGGAAUCAUUUAUUCAAGAUUAUCGAACAAUCGAUGGUGUUAACAUUGCAUAUGCUGGUAAAACAUCUGUUUCUUUAUUCAGAUUCGGCGAAAAUUCAGAAGGUCAUACUAGGACUAGAAUGGAAGAAGUUUGGACAAUUGAAGAAGUUGAUUUUAAUAUAAAAGGACUUUCUUUGGAUUGUUUUUUGCCACCUAGUGAUUUGAAUAAAGAAGAUGAAGAUUGUGGGGUUGUUAUGAAUCAUAAUAUAACCAAGAAUUCAAGGUUGGAAUCCAGGAAUCAUGUCAAUUCUCCUAAAUUUGUGACCGGUGGUAAAGGUGCAGCCAAAAUUGUGGCUAUUGAUGAAAAUUCAGAAAACUAAUAUUGAGCCAAAUGAAGAUUUGUAAAUUUAGCACACUUAAAUUUUAAUAUUCUGUGGUUAUUUUUGUACAUAGAGAAUCACAGGAUAUGUUAUGUAUAAAGUGUUCAUAUAUACAUACACAUCUCAUCUCAGUAACUUUUACUGAAGGUUUGGUUUGAGAGACACAUAACUUUGUAUAUUGUAAAGAAUUUUAACGCUCAUUACUAUUUUAUAUGUGGUAGCAGAUUACUUGCUUUA